This is a messenger RNA of Panicum virgatum (switchgrass), 2592 nucleotides long. Its product is annotated as neutral/alkaline invertase 1, mitochondrial-like. Gene Ontology annotation, biological process: sucrose catabolic process. The transcript has 6 exons. Bases 190 to 2163 code for a protein of 657 amino acids. The record is from RefSeq and is a predicted model, not a curated record. Lineage: Eukaryota; Viridiplantae; Streptophyta; Magnoliopsida; Poales; Poaceae. Gene Ontology annotation, cellular component: mitochondrion. Gene Ontology annotation, molecular function: endo-alpha-N-acetylgalactosaminidase activity; sucrose alpha-glucosidase activity.
CCUUACGUUUUCUUCCGCUGCCUCUCAACCACCUAACCCAGAAGAAACCAGCCUUUGCAGUUUCGCGGAUCGGCCCUCGCCGACCACUUAUUUGCCAAAAGUUGCCGCUUGCCUGUAUUGCCCCUUUCCGCGUAGCCCCCCUGAAAGUUUCCCCGCCUCGCACACGGGCCCUUCGCCGGAGCUUGCCAUAUGAAUGGUCAAACCCCGAUGGGGCUCGCCGCCGCCGCCGCAGCAGCAGUGAGGCCCUGCCGCCGCCGCCUCCUCUCGUCCGCCUCCACGGCGGCGUCAAAGUCGGGGGCGGGCGCCGCGACGCCGCUCUUCCCCAGAUUGCCCCACCCGCACCACCCGCCGUAUGGACGGCGCCUCCCCUUCCUCGUCUCCGCGGCGUCGCAGACCGGCCCGGACGCUCCGCCAAUCCACACCACGGGCCCCGUCCCCUCCGACCCCCGCGCCGCCGUUUCCGGCAACCUCCCCUUCUUCGACCGCGUCCUCUUCCCGGACUCGUUCCCGAUCGAGACCCCGCCCGCCAAGGAGGACGAGGACGCGGCAGCGUCGGCGCCAGCGCAGGCCGAUGAGGCCGUGGCGCCGGCGCUGCCCGUGAGGGAGGAGACGGAGACUGAGAGGGAGGCCUGGAGGCUGCUGCGGAGGGCGGUCGUCAACUACUGCGGCGAGCCAGUGGGGACGGUGGCGGCGGAGGACCCCGAGUGCACGGAGACGCUCAACUACGAUCAGGUCUUCAUCAGGGAUUUCGUGCCGUCCGCGCUCGCCUUCCUCAUGCGCGGCGAAACCGAGAUCGUCCGCAAUUUCCUUCUCCACACCCUCCAGCUUCAGAGCUGGGAGAAAACUGUUGACUGUUAUAGCCCUGGGCAAGGAUUGAUGCCAGCCAGCUUCAAGAUUAGGACCGUACCACUUGAUGAGAACAAUGAAGGAUUUGAGGAGGUCUUGGACCCUGAUUUUGGUGAGGCAGCUAUCGGCCGGGUAGCUCCUGUGGAUUCUGGACUGUGGUGGAUUAUUUUGCUGAGAGCUUACUGCAAGAUCACCGGGGACUAUGAUUUGCUAGAAAGAGUUGAUGUGCAGACAGGAAUUCAACUGAUACUAAGUUUGUGUUUGUCUGAUGGGUUCGACAUGUUCCCAACUUUACUAGUUACAGAUGGAUCAUGUAUGAUAGACAGGAGGAUGGGAAUACAUGGACAUCCUCUUGAAAUUCAAGCUUUAUUCUACUCUGCUUUACGAUGCUCACGAGAAAUGCUUGUUGUGAACGAUGGGUCAAAAACCCUCAUCCGUGCCGUUAACAACAGGCUCAGUGCAUUGUCCUUUCACAUAAGAGAGUAUUACUGGGUUGACAUGAAGAAGAUAAAUGAGAUAUACAGAUACAAGACAGAAGAAUACUCCCAUGAGGCAACUAACAAAUUCAAUAUUUACCCUGAGCAAAUUCCUUCCUGGCUUGUUGACUGGAUUCCUGAAAAAGGAGGUUACCUUAUUGGGAAUCUGCAGCCAGCUCACAUGGAUUUUAGGUUCUUCUCUCUUGGCAACCUUUGGGCCAUAGCUUCAUCUCUAACUACUCCAAGACAAGCUGAGGGAAUUCUUAGCCUUAUUGAAGAAAAGUGGGAUGAUCUUGUAGCAAAUAUGCCCCUCAAGAUAUGCUAUCCAGCAAUGGAAGAUGAUGAAUGGCGCAUUAUUACUGGCAGUGAUCCAAAGAACACUCCAUGGUCGUAUCAUAAUGGUGGAUCUUGGCCAACCCUGUUGUGGCAGGUACAUAGAUACCAAUACAAUGUUAUCAAAUUUCUUGCUCCUUUUCAUGCUUGUAGAUCAUCGCUGACUGAUCCUUGUUUCUGUUUACAGUUCACAUUGGCGUGCAUAAAAAUGGGGAGGCCGGAAUUGGCCCGGAGGGCCGUUGCUCUGGCUGAGGAGAGACUCUCAGACGACAAAUGGCCGGAAUACUACGACACUCAGUCUGGGAGGUUCAUCGGGAAACAGUCACGAUCUUAUCAGACAUGGACUAUUGCUGGUUUUCUGACCUCCAAGAUGUUGCUGGAGAACCCAGAGCUGGCUUCUAUUCUGACCUGCGAUGAGGACCUUGAGCUGCUUGAAGGCUGUGCUUGCUGCCUGUCCAAGAAGAGGGCUAGGUGCUCACGCCGUGCGGCCAAGUCGCAUGCUGGGUAAACCUCUGCAAAGCACAUGCUGUUCUUUCUACAGCGGAUGCACCAUGUAUACUACCGUUCUAGGAUUAACCCUCAGAUGGAGAGACUCUUCACAUGUACAUUAGUAUAGGUUUAUGUUAGAUACCCAUCCAUUCAUUUCCUCAGUGGCCGCUCGAUUCUUUUUGCUGAGCUGCCAUUGAUGGGAAAUACCCUGGCUGACACCGGUGGUCGGAAGAAGAGGGCAAAGCAUAUUCAGAGUUUGUGCUCUCAUAUACACAGAAAAAGGAAAUUUGUUCUUGUUAUUCGAUCCACAAGCUGCUCCCUUUUUUUGGGAGCGCUGUUGAAGCCCUAACAAUUGUAUUUCUUCAGUACUAAAAAGGAGACUAAACAGUGACACUGUUCCACUUGUUUCGUGAACUAUAAGAGUGCCAUGGAAAAAACUUUUGUUCUA